AUGGAUAUGCCAAUGAGGAGACUCAAGAGAAAAAUCACUCAUAAGGGAAAUUCCAUAUUGCACAUGGUUGGUAUAAAAGAGGACCCCGAAAUUGCAGAUAUGAGAAGCCCUGCUCAUCUGUUGCAAGAGAAUUUGCUCUUAUUUGAGCGUGUGAAAAACGUCUACUCAGAUGAUUUUUUCGAAAUUAUUAACAAAGAUGGAAAGACGGCAGAAGAGUUAUUCACUAAAGCAAAUGCUACACUUCGUUCAGAAGCAAAAGACUGGCUUAAACGCACUACGGAGAACUGUACAAUAGUUGAUGUGCUCAUUGCAACAGUGGCUUUUGCAGCAGCCUAUACUAUUCCAGGUGGUCCAAAUCAAAGCAUUGGUUCCUCAUGGACCAUCCAUUCUUCGUGA
Lycium barbarum (goji berry) is the source of this 396-nucleotide messenger RNA. RefSeq lists its product as uncharacterized. Bases 1 to 396 code for a protein of 131 amino acids. The record is from RefSeq and is a predicted model, not a curated record. Lineage: Eukaryota; Viridiplantae; Streptophyta; Magnoliopsida; Solanales; Solanaceae. The transcript is spliced from 2 exons.